This is a messenger RNA of Pocillopora verrucosa, 1951 nucleotides long. The record is from RefSeq and is a predicted model, not a curated record. Lineage: Eukaryota; Metazoa; Cnidaria; Anthozoa; Scleractinia; Pocilloporidae.
CAUCCAAGGAAGCGAACAGCGUAUCCACCACCCACAUUAACAUGGAGUGUAAUUUGUCUGUCAUCCUUGAAAAGAGACCACAGUUCAUAGAGCAAUUGGCCUUAUGCUUGGACCGAGAAAUGAGACUUAUACCCAACUGGAGACAGUUGGCAACGAAUCUUGAUGUCGACGUGAAUGUCAUUAAAAGACUUGGGCAGUACUGUGACUACAGUCCUACCAUCCGAUUGUUUGAAUUCCUCGAGGUCACACAACCUGAUUUAACGAUUAAACAACUAAAAGACGCGCUACUGGAGAUCAGGAGGAACGACUUGUUUAGUUUGCUGUCCACGAAAGCUGAGUGCAUUGACUCUGAAAAAGUAAAAGACAUAAUUAUGUCACCAAAUAUUCAAGCUCCUUCACCAACAGCUGGCCUUUUGUAUGAAAUUGCAUCGGCCUUAGACAUCACCUCUCCGGUAUUGUCGAGCUGGUCCGACUUGGCAGUAACACUGGGAGUGCCAAGAAAAACUUGUUGGGAGUUUGAACGACGUUCAACAGAUGAUCCAACCUACAAUCUGUUGCAGUAUUUAGUUACUACUUGUCCAGAAAUUAAACUAAAAAGUCUGAAGGAUGCACUGUAUUCCAUUGAAAGGAAGGAUGUACUAAAUAUUCUACAAGAACAGAAUCAAGGAGAUGAAGUAUUUCUGAAGGACGUAAUGGAACAAAAACCGGAACUUGUAGAAACAAUGGCAGUAAACCUCAACCGCGAAAAAGUACCGGGUGUCAAAAAUUGGAUCCAUCUCGCCAGCAAACUGAACGUGCCCGAUGAUGUGCGUCAGGAAUUUGAUGCGAUCGAACAAAAGCGGAGAAGUCCCACCAAGGAAGUUAUUCAAUGGGUGGCCGUUAACUUUCCGCAGAAAACAUUAAGUGACGUCGCAAAUGCAUUGGAAAGGAUCCAGCGUAACGAUGCUAUUCAGAUCAUUUCAAAGCAAUUUCCAGACACAGUUGGUGAGGAAUCACUUUGAGAAUGGUUCGUUUUACAAAUAAUGAUAAUCAUAAUAACAAUAAUUUAGCAGUAGACAUUCCACCAGAUGGCUCUUCCUGUCCACUAUUUCUUGAUCGAAUUGCAAUUGGGAAUGUUAGUUUUUGUGGAGAGAGGGAAAACCGGAGGAUCCAGAGAAAUACCGCUCGGAGCAAGGACGACAACCAAGAAAUUUUAAGAGCUAAUGUCAACAUGCAUCAGACAAACAGCGGCAAGUCACCCAAAGUUUGCUUUCACUCCUACUUUCUUAUUUUGUAGCCUAAUACGUCUUAAUGAUUGUGGUGUAGUUUUUUUGUGAAAAUAUAUUUCAGUUUUCGAGAAAUGAUUUUUUUAGUUUGACCGCUCAAAUAGGCAAAUUUUCACCGUAAAUAUUACCCGAGUUGUGUGACCCCAUGUAACGAAUUUACAUGACCUUAGGUAUUUCUGUCAACAUAAUCCUCUGUUUUAUCAUCUAAACUUAAUCCCCUGUCAUUGUUGAAACUGGGAAAGAAAUAUUUAUAUUUGGUGAAUAUUUUUUGUCCGACGUACUUUCUCUAUGUCGAAAAGUAGCAUCAAAACAAAGACAGUUUUAACAAUGACCGAUAUGACAUAAUCUACUGAGCUUCAAGCUUUUAUAAGACAAAAGGAUAGUUUUAAAGUUAAUGUAAAAAUUUCCUUGUGUAUUUGUGUUGUUCUAUCGUGAGACGAACUCCAAGUCACGCAGAAUUUACUUGCUAGCGACUAUGAAAUACACAUGGUGUGCCUACUUGUCGCCACCGUUUACUGGCAUAAAUCAUUACAAUUUUAAAAAAAAUCUUACAUAAUACUCUUACCUUGUUUAUUUAUGAUUUCAUCAGCUGUUUCGAUGAUCAAGUUAUGUUAUAAAAUAAUUCAAAUAGUACGCGCGCUCUGAUUGGCCAUACAACCAUUUUACAUGAGCGUAUGUAAACACGG